This is a messenger RNA of Octodon degus (degu), 3274 nucleotides long. RefSeq names its product zinc finger protein 438 (gene Znf438). The record is from RefSeq and is a predicted model, not a curated record. The transcript has 8 exons. Gene Ontology annotation, molecular function: sequence-specific DNA binding; DNA-binding transcription factor activity, RNA polymerase II-specific. Lineage: Eukaryota; Metazoa; Chordata; Mammalia; Rodentia; Octodontidae. Gene Ontology annotation, cellular component: nucleus. The coding region runs from base 439 to 3009 and encodes 856 amino acids. Gene Ontology annotation, biological process: regulation of transcription by RNA polymerase II.
CCGGGCGCGCGCUACUGGCGGCCGGACCUCCCCGGCGCCGUGGCCGUGACGUCACCGCCGUGACGCGCACGCUGUAGGAAAACUGUCAUGUUUCUGAGAUGUAAAGAAGCCUGAAAGCUGACAAGAAACAGCAAGAUGAGAAUGCCCAGAGCCCAGUAAGAAGAGAGGAAAGCAGUGCAGCUGAUGGUGGAAAGAAUUAAUUGAAGAGUUCUAUUUAUCUUAUGACUAUGAGAACUUUGGGAAAUAAAGUUACUCAUUGAGUGUACAGUUGGAUUUGGAAGCUUGCAUAGAAAGCCACCUCUCAGAUAAAGAGCCUGUGAAGAAGACAGUGUGCAACUGGGCUGUGAGGUAAGUCACCAUAUGUGACAGCUAGAGGAAACAAGCUUCUCAGAUUACUGGGAAGUUACUGUUCAAGUUGCUGUUUCCAAACACAUCAUAAUGCACAGUUCUUUAUCACCAAAAGAUCAAGGUGAUGUCUCCAUAGCCACCAAUCCUGCUGAGAAACAGUGGACUCAGAAAACGGACUCUCUUGGGAAGACAGUGUGCACAGGUGACACAAAUGUCUCUUCUGGAACAGGACAGAGUGCGAAGAAUUUGCACAGUAAGAGUCAGUUUAGGACCAUUGCACCAAAAAUUACACCUAAAGUCCUAACCCCCAGAGUGCUUCCAUGUCACUCACCAUCACUUUCAGAUCAGGGGACUUUGGGGCCCUCCAAGAGUCCCAAGCCACUGGGGAUGCCCUCUCAGAACUAUGCACUGAUGCAAGUGGCUGGCCAAGAGGGCACAUUUUCUCUUGUCGCUUUGCCAUCUGUUACCUCAGCUCAGCCAAGUCAGAAACCCCAAAUGCCUGAAAACCUUAAACUGCCUAUUCCUCGAUACCAGCCCCUACGAGGUAACAAAGGACCAAAAAAGAAGCCUAGCCUGAGCGCUCCUGAAAGUGGCUGUGGCAAACCUCUUGCCCACACCCAGACAUACACUCAGAUGUCGCCUUCCCUGCCUGCCCAUUCUGAACUGCCACAGAAACGCAAUCAGUGCAAGCAGCUUCCAUCACCAGAGCAAGCCCCAGGGGGGCCCAGCACAGCUCCACUGGCUGAGGGAAGUGGCCAUGAAGACUUGACACUUCCAGUGAUCAACAGCUGCAGAGAUCUGAGCCCUCCUGCCACAGCAGCCCUGCCCAAAUCAGGAGAGCCCUCUGCCAGGCAGAGUCUCUCAGAUAGUUCAGGGAAAGGAAACCAUACAAGCAAGAAAGUACCCGGUGAGCCUUCUGUUGUUGCCAGAGGAAAACUUAAAGAACAAUCAGAUCAUGCAGAAGCCUUGACCAGUUUGUCACCAGCCAUUUUUGGCAGUACAGUUCAUUUGAUCUCAUCUAUUCCCAAAGGUAAAGUACCAAUCUUACCCUACACAAGAAUGCAGGCAACUGAGGUUUGCAAAACUGAAUCAGAUGCUAAGACUGCAGGUUUUUCUUUACCUGAGUAUAGGACAGACAAUGAUAGGAAAUCUGCCAUCAUAGAAAGCUUUAAUACAGCCACCAAAAUGGCCAGCAAGACACCUAUUCUAUCAGUACCAAAGCAGAUUCCUUGUGGAAGUACCUUUUGUCCAGUCACCAAAACAGAUCUCAACCAUAAAACAAAACUGAACAUUGGAGCAGCAAAGAGAAGAGGAAGAAAACAAAAGGUUCCAGAUGAAAUUUUAGCAUUUCAGGGGAAAAGGAAGAAAUGCAUUAUUAAUAAAUGCAGAGAUGGUAAAGAGAGGGCAAAAAACAAUCUCCAAGAUUCCAAAGACCAGAAACCAGGGGCUUUGAAAAAGUAUCGUAGUAUUAUGCCCAAACCUGUAAUUGUUAUAUCUGCUUUGCCUUCCCUGGCUUCUCCUUCAGGCACUCUGCAGUCUCAGACCACCAGCAACCUAGGACAGAACAUCUUGUUGAAUAAUUCAGUCACUUCCAAAUGUCUCAGCCGUAAACAGAAUGACAGCCCUUCACCCAAGCCCAGCUCCGUGUUAAGAAAUGGAUUUUCUGGUGUCAAGAAACCGUGGCACAGAUGUCAGGUCUGUAACCACCACUUCCAGUUUAAACAGCACCUUCAAGACCACAUGAACACACACACCAACAGACCGCCUUACAGUUGUCGCAUUUGUCGCAAGGCCUACGUACGCUCUGGCAGCUUGAGCACUCACAUGAAGCUCCAUCAUGGCGAGAACCGUCUGAAGAAACUUGUGUGCUGUGAGUUUUGUGCAAAAGUGUUUGGCCACGUGCGAGUCUAUUUUGGGCACUUGAAAGAAGUUCACAGGGUUGUGAUCAGUACAGAGCCCACCCCUAGUGGACCACAGCCAGAAGACAUGCUGAGGAGCAGAGGCAGAGACACCAGCGAUCCAGGGAGAGAGGCAGCACUGACGCCGGAAAACAAAUCAAGCUUGGAAGAAGAUUUCCUUCUAAACCAGGCAGAUGAAGUCAAAUUACAAAUCAAAUGUGGCCGUUGUCAGAUCACUGCUCAGUCUUUUGCUGAAAUCAAAUUUCAUUUACUUUAUGUUCAUGGAGAGGAAAUUCAGGGCAGGCUGCAAGAGGGAGUCUUACCCAGCAACCAAGGAGCUCAGGAAAUGAUCGCCAAACACACUGCUCCAGACUGGAAGCAGCAUCCAGAAAGAAAAAAGCAGGUGAGGCCUUGUGCCUCUGAGGAAGACUGUCAUGCACUUCCUAAGAUGAAAAGACAACUCUGUCUUCACCAUGAGAAGGAUGUGGAAAUACUCAAGGCAAAUGAAGGAGGCCAACUGAGAACAAAGGAGCUGAGGGCAGACCUCCAGAGCCCAGAGUAUGGCAGCCACCAUACUGUGUUCCUCUGGUCUCAUUCAGGCUUCAGCUGCCUCCUGUGUGCCCAGACUUUAGGGAGGAAGGAGGAACUCUUCCUUCACUGGGAAAGCCACCAUAACUGCGAGGACCCCUCCAGACUUUGGGCCAUUCUAAGUACAUUCUCGAACCAAGGAGUGAUAGAAAUUUCCAGGGAAACUGGCAAAUGAAACUCUAAAGCAAAUUGAAGUUAAAGAGAAUGUUGCUAGCACCUUUCUUUCAAAGCUUUGUGUUUUAUGGUAGUACUUAAUUAUAUGAAUCAGAAAAGCUAGGAUAAACAUUAACGAACAGCAGUAAUUUUGUAUAUAAUUUUAUUUUCUUAUAAAAUAAAAUAUAUGCCAUGGAUGCAUCUUUUUCUGACCAUAUGCAGUCUUACUUUAAAGUUCUAUGUACUGAUUCUUAAUUUCUUAAGACUUUAUUUCAGAAUAAAUGAGA